CCCGCCUUCUCCCCUACAUCCUCUUCAGUAACUAUCACUUAUUCCAUCAUGGCAUCAAUGGCCGAGACUCUCGUCCUGGUCCCCUCUGGUCAGAACAACGGUGUGGUGAUCUCUGCUCCAGCCACUGCACCCCGCAACGUGCCCACCGAACUCGCCUACUAUAGCGAGCCCGGGCCUCGACCUCCAGUUUACAUCACAAACGAGAAAACCCGGAUCAAAAACACCAACAAAUUCCAGCCCGCUACUGUGUAUGAUGUGCGUGGAUCGGGCGUGGAACACACACUCGAUGUCUCUGGCAUCCAGUUCGUGAAGCAAGAGAGCAAGUUGAGUUUGCAAGAGUUCGAUGAUGAUGAGAAGAUUAAGGCGGCUUAUUAUGUUGAAAUUGAGGAGUUGUUGAAGAAUGUAACUGGCGCGAGUAAAGUGAAGAUCUUUCAUCAUAUUGUGAGGAAAGCGCACACGCAUUUCCUUUAUCUUGAACACGAUGCUGCCGAGGAGGGGGAUUCGUCUAAAGGUGGGGAAGCUACCAAGGAAAGGGUCACUACCAAAGACGAAGAAGCUACCAAAGAAGGAUGCACACCCAAAGACGUCGCAACCGCAAGGAAGGGCCCAGAAAUUUCCGCCGAACUCCAAGGCCCCGUCCGCGGCGCCCACGUCGACCAGUCCUAUAACUACGCCCCCGAACUCGUAAAAGUCCAUUUCCCCGGCGACGAAUCCGAGCGCCUCCUCAAGUCCCGCUUCCAGAUUAUCAACGUCUGGCGGCCUCUCAAGACGAUCUUCAAAGAUCCGUUUGCUGUCCUGGAUGCGCGGACUGUGCUGGAAGAAGAGCUAGUGAAUAUUAAGAUCAUUUAUCCAACGUAUGAGUUUGAGAGUGUUGAUGUGCGAGGGCCAUCGGAAGAGAGGAAGGAGAAGGAGGGGGGUGAAGGGCAUAAGUGGUGGUAUAUGUCCCAGCAGAGCCCAGAAGAUUUUUUGUGCUUUAAAAUUUUCGAUUCGAAGACUGAUGGGAGGGCGAGGAGGGUGCCGCAUACUUCGUUUACAGAUCUCGAGUUUGAGGAUAGAGAUGCGAGGAUGAGUGUUGAGGUUCGGGCGUUGGUUUUUCAUGAGGAUGAUGUGGAGUGAUUUAUUAUCUUAUGAUUAAUUUAUGGCAAAGGUCUUUCCAGAAGCUGCAAAUGUUGAGCUAAAUGUUAAUAGAUGAAUAUCUGGAAGGCGAG
This is a messenger RNA of Hyaloscypha bicolor E, 1208 nucleotides long. RefSeq lists its product as uncharacterized. NCBI's taxonomy places the organism in Eukaryota, Fungi, Ascomycota, Leotiomycetes, Helotiales, Hyaloscyphaceae. The transcript has 2 exons. Gene Ontology annotation, molecular function: oxidoreductase activity. The record is from RefSeq and is a predicted model, not a curated record. Bases 49 to 1116 code for a protein of 355 amino acids.